AUGACUGACGCCGUAGCGCUGGACCUGACGGCCGCGAGUAACCCGUACUUGGACUACUACCACAAGUUUGUGCGGGAACAUCCAGGCGAACUCACGGCAGUGUUUGACCCGGAACUCAGCGAUGACGUGCGCUCCGAGAUGUACGCGGCGCUCGACGUGCGCGUUGCAAUGAAGUACUCGUGGGCGAUCCCAGAUGAGCGUGCACUUCAAAUUAUCAAGCAUUAUGGACCGAUUGUCGAGAUGGGAGCUGGCAGCGGAUACUGGGCACGGCUGCUCCAGCUUCGCGGCGUCGAUGUUGUCGCGUAUGACUGGCAUAUUGCUAGUGACGGCGACGAAGAAAACAAGGAGAGAGAAAACGAUGCUGGCAAAACUGCUGCAACAAGCGGGGAAGAGAGCCAUGGCGAAGCCGAAGAUACGCUGGAAAGCGACGAUGGACAAGCGGAUGAGGAGCAGGGGCAGAGAGAAGGUGCGGAAGAAAUUGAACAUGAAGGAGAAGAGGACGAGGAGGUCGAGGACGAGGAGGUCGAGGACGAAGACGGAGAUGAUGUGGAAGUUGAGCAAGUGUACUGGACAAACGUGGUUAGCGGAACACCAAAGGAUCUGCGAAAACAUGCAGACCGUGCGCUGUUCUUGUGCUACCCUGACGAUUUUGAGGACAGCAGCGAGUCCAUGGCGAUGGCGAGUCUUUGUAACUAUGGAGGUGAUACGGUGAUCCAUGUUGGGGAGCUAUUCGGUCAUACUGUAUGCCUUCCGAACGCAUGGGGUAGAACGUCGUCUGAGGAGUUUCAGACCCACCUAGCGACUGUGUACCACAAGGUGCUGCAAGUCCCGCUACCGUCCUGGCACUCCAGUAUCGAUACUCUGACUGUGUGGAAGCGUACCAAGUCAUCGAUCGUGAACGGCGCAGUGUAUGCGUACAUCCCCGAGGACCAGCGCCUCGACCUGACUGCUGCAUCUCCAUCUACUCGUCAUUUGCUGCUUUGCGGCAAUACUAACAAUGAUGCAGUUGCAGCAGCUACAGCCGGCAAGAGACACAAUGGCGAAAACGAAACAGAAUCUGCUGAGAAUGGCGGUGAGGGUGAGCAGAGGGCCAAUGGCGAAAACGAAACAGAAUCUGCUGAGAAUGGCGGUGAGGGUGAGCAGAGGGCCAAUGGCGAUAGCGCAGUGGCACGUACAAGUGGGACGAAGCGGGUGAAGCGUUGA
Molecule: messenger RNA, 1203 nt
Organism: Hyaloperonospora brassicae
Lineage: Eukaryota; Oomycota; Peronosporomycetes; Peronosporales; Peronosporaceae
Source: the annotation of a GenBank genome assembly